ACGGUAUUGUGGUAGCUAUAUGAUACCUACACUCUCAAUCUCUGAAUUCUACAAUUUGUAUUGCUACAUUCAUUGAAUAAUAUGAAUUCUAUGAAGUUAUCCGCACAGGAGCCUAAUUAUUGGGACGAAAUCUAGAUUAUGGUAGUUAUUCUGAGUAUAACCUUCCUAUACCUUUAAUCUGAUUGGUUCUUCCAAGUGACGACUACUCAUUCACCGAUUUAUUUCUCAGAAACCAAUUUCAAUAUAUAUACCUUCAGUCGACGUAUUCCACUGUGAUAUUUGUAUCACAUGGAGCUCUACUGCAAUCGUUUGCAGCAUAAACCAGACGAUGAGACUUAAAGUCAAGUCAAAACUCGUUCUGGUACUCUCUAUCACCACUGUUGGUGAAUAAUUUUUAUAUUUUUAUGUCUAAUGCUAUGAAAGAUGCAUUCUAACACUCUAUACAACUCCACUCGCUUACGAGAGUUUCAAAUGAGGUUAACAGCAGUCGUAACUCUCACUUCACUUAUUUUAUAACAUCACUUUUAUACAAGCUCACAGUAUAUCUCUCCAUAGCCCAAAGUUAAAAAACCCAUUAAACUCACACUUGUAGCAUGAGUUGUAGUUUCAUCUUUUGACUUUUAAUUUUCAAAUUAAAAGAAUCUAAAGGAAUCACGAACUACAUAAUCUCACACUCUCACAUCAUCGCGCCAGGUGUGGGUGCGGCGAAAGGCGUUUUCUAAAUGGAGAAGAACAUCCGAUUUCACAGACAUACCUUCAAAGGUGCUCUGUUUACAGUUAACACUAGUCAAAAUCUAUAAUCUCACAACCCAAAGCUCAAACUUAAAACACCACCGACAACCCUUCGAAGACACAAUUUGAAAUUUCAACUACUAUGAACUCCAAAGACUCGGUUUAUUAAAACCUUUAAUUAUAAUUCGAAAAAGUUUAUCUCAUAAAACACAACAUACACUUUUAGCGUAUAGAAACCUAUCCCAAACUACUGAAUCGAUCUCUUGCGAACAGGAGAAACAUAUCAUGUGAUGCUUUCAAUCUAAAAAUUUCUUAAUAAUACUUUAAUUUUAACAUCUUUCAAUCAUUUGCAUUCUAUUAGUAAUUGAUAAAUAUAAUUUUAGCAUCUGUCUAAACACAUGUCUUACCAGCUUUUGAUUGAUAUUAAGUCAUUCACACUCACACCCACACCCACACCCAUACUUAGGAUUUUUCUAUGAAUUCUCAAGCACUAUUGCCAUCUGAUGAGAUUCUUGAGCAAGAUCGAAAUGCAUGUAUCAUGGCAGCUUGUCACACCUACACCCACAUCCACACCCACAUCUACACCCAACACCCACAUCCAACGGUGUUGUGGUAGCUAUACACAGCCACAUCCACACUUACACCCCCCAUACUCACUAUGUAUGUAGUAAAACGAAACUGGAACGAUGAAGACAAUUAUUGUUACACAGUGUUUUUUCUUUUCUUCAACUUUCUUCCGAAUGCGUUGAGUGUGUUCUUUCUCUUGAUUUCUUUGACUACUAUGUAAAAAACGCUCGAAGACGAAGGCUUAUCUCAACUAUAUAAACAGAUGCUUCUGAAUGUUAAUAUACCAUUUACUGAAAAAGUAAAAAUCUUACAACACAAAAAUGUUUCUCCUGCAUGCUGUUUUCAUUUUCACAUUCGUGAUUGGACCAGUCUCGACUGUAGACUAUGCAUCUGAUCCAGCUGGGCAGUAUUCAUGCACUUGCAACAGUGUUUCAAGUAGUGUGUGCAUGUCAUGGACCUGUCCAUAUUAUCCAGUUACAUAUAAAUGUUUCUCCGGAUCAAGCGAAGUAACCAUUCCUGGUGGCAGCAAGAAAACCCUUGCGAACGUUCGAGUCGGUGAUCAUGUUCUUGUUGGUGAUGGAACCUAUGAACCAGUGCUCGACUUCAUUCAUUUGCAACGAGACAGUCAAGUCGAAUAUUUACGUGUUUCUACCCGAAACAUCUCAAGACCUCUUUAUAUUUCAGCUGAUCAUCUUAUCUUCCUCUUUGAUAAAGAUGAUGAUGCUGUUUUCGCUGCUGAUCUUCGUGUUGGUGAUCGUCUGAACACAAUCAUGAGCAAUGGCGAGAUCGCACCCGACGACAUUGUAGAUAUUCAAUUAGAAACAUCAAUUGGUCUCUACGCUCCACUUACGCCUUCUGGUACAAUCGUCAUCGAUGGAAUCAUUGUUUCGAACUAUGCUGGCGUAAGAAAUCAUCGUCUUGCACAUCAGAUGAUGGGAAUGUAUCGUUGGUGGAUUCGUAUAUUUGGGCCAGCAGGAAAAAGAGGCAAUGAAGAACAAGUAGAUGUUCAUUGGAUGCUGCAAGCAAUGGAGAAAUUUGCUCGCUUAUCAAUCGUCGAAAACUUAGCCAGAAACGAGUUCUUUGAAGAUAUGAUUCAUUCGACAGCACUACUUUGA
Molecule: messenger RNA, 2414 nt
Organism: Rotaria sordida
Lineage: Eukaryota; Metazoa; Rotifera; Eurotatoria; Philodinida; Philodinidae
Source: the annotation of a GenBank genome assembly